Saccostrea cuccullata (small rock oyster) is the source of this 447-nucleotide messenger RNA. RefSeq lists its product as uncharacterized. The record is from RefSeq and is a predicted model, not a curated record. Lineage: Eukaryota; Metazoa; Mollusca; Bivalvia; Ostreida; Ostreidae. Bases 175 to 447 code for a protein of 90 amino acids. The transcript has 2 exons.
GAUUUUGUAAUUCAUUAGACAGUUUGAAAACUCAUUUUAAUACCUUUUUAUAGAUCUGGUGUUGAUGAGGAAGUGACGGAAAAAACCACUCUGCUUGACGAAAUUCUUGAGUUAAAAGAUGAGGAGGAACGGGGAAAGAAAGAAGAAAAAGAAAAGAAAGAAAGAUCUGAUAACAUGGGGAAGGAGAUAAGAAAGAGGGCCCUAGAGUGUUUAACACCAAAGAAAGAUGAUGAGAGUGGAGCACCUAAAAGGAAAAAUUCACAAACUUGCAUCGUCGACUAUUUAAAAGAAAAAACAGAGCUUGAAGUGAAAACAAAAAACGACGACAUGGAGUUCAGGAAGGAGCAACUAAAAUUGGAAAAAGCCAGAUUUGAUUUGGAUAGACAGGAGAGGAUGCAAAGAAUGGAGAUCGAAAAGCAGGAAAACUUGCUUUUAUUGACUUAUUGA